This is a messenger RNA of Rhincodon typus (whale shark), 5653 nucleotides long. RefSeq names its product MAPK regulated corepressor interacting protein 2 (gene mcrip2). Lineage: Eukaryota; Metazoa; Chordata; Chondrichthyes; Orectolobiformes; Rhincodontidae. The coding region runs from base 174 to 590 and encodes 138 amino acids. The record is from RefSeq and is a predicted model, not a curated record. The transcript is spliced from 5 exons.
UGGGUGGACCCCGGGAGUUUGGGCUGUGUGUUUCUCGGUUGUGGCUGAGACUUUCCUGGAGUUCACUGUAGGGCUGGACAUCAGGGAGGCGGGUCCCUUUCAGCUGGGGAGGCGGUGACUCUGUCCCGGACUGGACUGUGCCGGUGCUGCAUAACGAGAGAUUGUUCCUGACCAUGUACACCAUCACCCGGGGACCCAGCAGGCUGGCCACACAGCGGAGGACGGGUCCAUCCCAGCAGAUCGAAGCCAAGUCCGGUUGUGACCUCAAGCUGAAACUGGUGGGGAGUUGCCCAGCUCCGAAGCUGGUGUUUAACCGAGUGAAUGGGAAGCGCUGUCCAACUCCAGGAAUUAUAGACACCCAGGAAGAGGAGCACACGCCGGCUCAUGAAGAGAAUGUCCGGUUUGUUUACGAAGCAUGGCAGCAGGUAGAAGAGCAGCUUGGAGCCAGCCAGGAGAAUGGGCAGCGUGCACAUGGGCCAGUGCAAUACGUGGAGAAAACACCAAGCCAAAACCUGAAGAACUUUGUCCCGAUUGAUCUCGAAGAGUGGUGGGCAAAACAGUUCUUGGCCAAUAUCCAGAACUCCUCCUAAAUGGCCGCCUCUAACAGGGAAGAGUGUCAGCAGCCAGUUGACACUUGGACUUCUUCAGAUCUCUCCCCAAUGUUUGUGAUUCGCACAUGGUGAAGACAUUUUUUUUGUAAAACCUGGAUCAGUUGGAACUCUCAACAAGUGACCUCUCGGCUUCGACUGGGUGAAAUUCACUCACCUCUGAGCAAUAAAGCAGCAAGUCUGUGAGCAGGAACACCAGAAAUGUUUUGCAUAAUAUUUCAGAAGAUACUUCUCUUUUUGUUUUGUUCUUAAUGAGUCAUAUUAUGCUUUGUCUGUGCCAGCACAUACCUGAUGACGUCCUGGAACAUCUAGGCCCAGGUUACAGCUGCACCCAACAUGUGGCUUGAGUGGAACGGAGAGAAAAGCACCAAAAACAAAUGUGCCUGGGGCGCACUGGAUUCUGCACAGGGCUUCCCCUCCCCCCUCAUCCCCUCCAGAGGAGAAUAUAUCCUCCUGUCCACUCAAGCCAGUUCAGGGAACAACGUCUGCUUAAACAUGGCUCCUCUCUGUCACGGAGACAAGUAUCCCCCCUUCCCCCCGCAAAAUUCAACAUGUCCUCUGUGCCAGAAAUUAGUCCCUUUCCAGCCUGUUUGUGCCAUCUGGAUUAGCUGCAGCCUCUACUUGUAAGCAGGAAAUUCCAGUUCUGUUAUUGCAAUAUCAUAUAUGUGGUUUUUAAAUGGAAAGCAUUUUAAAUUAUGUAUUUUUUUUCCUUCUGGUUGACCCACUCCCUCCCACAAACACUUAUCUAGUGAGAAUUUAGAUUUCCAAGUCCGUGUUGCAACAGAGGGGUCAGAUUUGCAGCUAUGAUCACCAGCUUCCUCUGUGUCAAUGAGCUUCACAUCUCUGCUUGUCCUGUUAACAAGACACUGAGGGUUGAGUUGAAGUGGCUGUCGGCCAAUUUGUAGGGACCCAGUCAAACAAGUCUUGGAUGUGAGCAAUAAGCAUAACUUUGCAUGUUUGAAUGUUAGUGAACAGCAGACCUGACAUAUUCAAACAAGGCCCUAGCUCGGGGCAAGGGCAGGGAUAUCCUCUUUAUUCUUGAUGAAACAGGAAGAGCAUUAUUACUUCAGUGGUCCGUCCAUUUGCAACAUUGAGAGGGGGUGACAUUGAGCAGCCGUUCAGAUGGUAUUUAAAAAGACACCUGUCAUUGGCCCAAAUGCUUUUAGAAGCAUUGCUGGACUUGACAGGAACUAUUUAUGAAUAUUAAAUCUCAUGACAACUCAGUUAAUGAGGUGAGACAAGUUUGUUUCUAAUCUAGAGAGUUUUAUGUUUUGUCACUACAGACAGAACACAUUACAAGCUAAAUCGGAACUCCGUCUCUCUCAUUCAGGUUCUGCUCAUCUUCCGUUUUAACAAACAGAUUUAAGUUACCCGCUCUCUGGAUUCCUGCUCCUGACAAUGGGGUUCAGAUGCUUCUUGCACUUGAAGCUGUAUUUGGAAGAUGUUUACAGUACUCAAAGUUCUAAUGUUAGUGACUGACAGUGGAACAUUUUAUUUAGAAGGCACCUACUGUGGCAAUGUGCAGCUCAGUUUAAAAACCUGCUUCUGUACUUACAUAGCCUUGUUCACCUUUGUCUUAAUGCUAGUGAAGCUGGGAAGAUAAUGAUUGUGUUCUGGGUAAGAGGCUGAACCCACACAAACCACAAUACCUAUACAGCUUUCUGAUUACAUUCAUAAGACUACAGAGAAGUCAUGAGAAGUUGUACUGCCUCCCUAUUUCAUAGGAUCAUAGAACCCCUACAGUGCGGGAAGAGGAUGUUUGGCCCAUCAAGUCUUCUGAAUAGCAUUCCACCCCUACCCUGCAUUUACCAAUGGCUAAUUCGUCUAGCUUGCACAUUCCUGGAUACUACAGGCAAUUUAGCAUGGCCUGCACAUCAGUGGACUGUGGGACGAAACUGGAGCACCUAACAGAAACACACACAGACAUGGGGAGAACGUGCAAACUGCACACCCACCCAAGGCUGGAAUCAAACCUGUAUCCCUGCUGCUGUGAGGCAGCAGUGCUAACCACUGAGCCAUCAUGCCGUCCCAUUUGGUGUGGGUUGAGGGGUAGGUUCAGAUGUGAAGGUUUCCUGCAAUAUGGGCCAAUGAGCUUCCUAGUGUAUUGUACCUAAAAAGAAAAUAUAAAGUCACCCUCUUAUUCCCAGUUAUACACUGUCAUCUUAGGAGGUUUCUUGGUACCUCUCCAUUAUCUUCCUCAUUGCUUGUAGAUUUCUGUUAAGGUCCCUAAUUAAAUUACAUAAUCAGAUAACAAUGUCCUCUCCCUCUAAGUUAAGUUCUCAUUUUCUAAUAUAACCUCUUGCGGGGUGUUCUGCUAUGUGUGAGAAUGAGUAAGAUUUUUUUCCUAGAAUCUCAUGUCAUGCUACCAUGCGUCUCCUAGUUUCCAGCCCUGCAGUUUAACCUUUUAGAGCCUGCUGUUGAGUGCACAGUCCACAUCCCUCACUGAUUAUUCCACUUCAGCUGGGUUUCGUUCAAGGUUUUGCCUUGUUAUUGCUGCUGUAUAGGAUGAUCGUUAAUUGACUUGUGUGACUAGCUGCCUUUUGCGACUAGCUGCCUUUUGCAUUCCUGACACUGGACUGUGCUCUCUGAAUGAGGAAUUUCGGUUCUGAAUCCAAGAACAGAAAAUGGUGCCAGAACCUCCAUGUUGCCACCUGCCUGCACCAUGUUACAAUAGGAUAAUUCUUCAUGAAAGAAACAGGACAUUUUCAGUUGCUUAAUGAAAGCUCUGUAAAAAUAUAGUACAGGAUCUCUUACAUGUUUCUCUGGGAAGACUGAUAUGACUUUCCAUUUUGAAUUGAAUACACUUUGGGCAUAAGCUAACAACGAAGGGCGAGUGCACUUAAUUUUCUGUUUGCAUAGUGCAAAAAUAAAAACUAAAGUAAUUCUAAAUCUGACACUGUCACUUAAGAUGGAAUACUGACCUGAUGCCUCUUAAGAGAUCCGUGCAGGGUGCACAGCAAUAAGGUGGGGAUUUGACUAAGGGAUUGAUUGACCCCUAGCAAGCUGCGCAUGUUUUUCUAAUGUUUUUUCUAACUAUGCAAUGAGCUCUUUUUUUUAAACACCAUUGAAGAGUCAAAAAGGGUUGCAGCGAUUAAAUCGUGAACUUCACUGAAAGUCACAUGAAAGCCUGCCCUAUUCUGAUAGCUAGAGGGCAGUGUAUCCAAACCACAGUUCAGGUGUGGCCUCUAAAAGUGAACUUGCACCUUUUGAUGAUUAAUCUGAAAAGAAAUUUUUAAAAAUCAAGCUAGUUCACCCAAUCUAUUCUUUCAAGCAGCUUUUAAUCUUUGGAAAAUAUCCCAUAGUUUUGUGAUUUAUAUGGACAUUGAUCUAUAUACAUACUACUGUACCUGCCCUGCUAGUUUUUGAUGGAACAUUGCAAAUGUUGCUCUAUAUCUUUCCUGUGUUUUACUUGCCCUGGGCACCUUCAAUGUGGAAAGUAUAAAGGAAGCUUUAUUUUAUCUUUCUCAUGCUGUACCUGUAUUACUGGGCAAACAGGGACACAACAACUGUACCAGAGAAAGUACACAAGGUUAGGGAAGGGAUGCAAUAUGAACUUAUAGCAUGUGUGCAAUUUUCAGGCACCCUGAUGGGUAUCAAGUUUUUUUUUAAAUUCUAGAUUCUGGAGAGCUUCAAGGGCAGUUUUUGAGGUUAAUGGAAGUACUUCCCACUAAAUUGGAGUAGCAAAUAAUUGGAGACCAGAGGCAGGCUUCCUUUGCAAAGGUAUGUGGAACAGUGUGAGUAACAAAUGGUAAGAGGGCAUUUCCAAACUUUAAAUUAUUCUACAAUGAAAUUUUAAUACUGUUCAUGGAAAAACAACUUUUAAAUAGCUUUAUUUUCCCAUUUUUCUUAUUCCCUCACUAAAGGUGCUAUGGGUGCCAGUAGUCCUGGGACCUUUGUCUGCAUUGGCAUAGGAAUAUACCAAAGAGUGCCUUUACCUAUUAGAAUUGUUACAAAUCUAUUUUUUUAAAACUUGCAUCUGUGUAUACAUCCUGGUCAAGGUUUUACAAGCUGCCAUAAUUAAUUGCACCAGGGAUAUGGAACCUCAAUUAAAUAGGGAGAUGAAAAAAGAACUGGGAUUGUUCUCUGUACAGCCAAGAAAGUAGGGGUAGAUUUAAUGCAGGCAUUCAAAAUCAUGAUAGUGAAUGGUAAAUAUGGACGAAGCACUUCUGCUAGAAAUCAGUUUGUAUCUAGGGGUUGCAAAUUUAAGGUAAUUGACAAAAGAACCAGAUGCUAACACAUUUGUAACCCAGCAAAAACCUGAUGUACGAUUCUGCUGGUGAACAAGGGAUUGACAUAUAAUGAAGCAUAAAUGCUGCUACCUCCAAGGAGUCCCAGGAGACACAAGCUUAUGAUUUCAAAUAAAUCUCUUCGACUAAAACUUGGUGUUGUGUGACUUUUGACUUUGUCCGUCCCACUCCAACACCAGCACCUCCACAUCAUUGAUACAACAUUGAAGAGUGGUAUCGGUAUUGAGAAAGUGGCUGGAGAUGCAGCCAACACUUAAAUGAUUUUCAUCCUUCUCUUCCUAAAAAUCUUAAGUGAAAUAUGUGGUUUUAGGUAAGGGUUCUGUAUCUUGAGAAAAUAGAAAAUUUCAACAUGUUUCCUAACUUAUGGAAAAUUACACCUGCACUUGCUGGCACCUCUAAAAAUGUAUUAUAACAUUACUAAAACAGCUGUAGUAAUGAGGGAGGGAAAGGAUAUAGAUCAUUGUACUCUAAGAUGUGGUGAUUGCCUCAGAUACCUCAUGAUCUUCCACUGAUUUUUGUUUUCCGUGGUGAUUUUUGUAACACCAUUUGCUAGAUCCAAGAUGCAUUUAUAUUGGCAAAACUAAAGCAAAAUAUUCUAGAUUCUGGAAAUAUGAAAGAAAAUGCUGGAAGCAGCAUCUUUUCAGAGAGGAGUGAUAUCAGACUUUGCCAUUUUAAGACAGGUGAGCCACUACAUUGUUCAGAUUAAGCUGAGAACAGUGUACAAAAAGAGUACAUUGAUUUUAUUGUAUUGUAAUGAAGGUACAAUUAUCACAAUAAAAGUAUGUUUAUAUACCAAAA